Molecule: messenger RNA, 1240 nt
Organism: Lytechinus variegatus (green sea urchin)
Lineage: Eukaryota; Metazoa; Echinodermata; Echinoidea; Temnopleuroida; Toxopneustidae
Product: clathrin light chain A-like
Exons: 5
Coding region: 41-718 (225 amino acids)
Biological process (GO): clathrin coat assembly; clathrin-dependent endocytosis; intracellular protein transport
Cellular component (GO): clathrin coat of coated pit; synaptic vesicle membrane; postsynaptic endocytic zone cytoplasmic component
Molecular function (GO): structural molecule activity; clathrin heavy chain binding
Source: RefSeq, a predicted model, not a curated record
CCGAAACUAGAUUAUUUUUUGGCCUCCACAUUAAACAAUCAUGGCUGCUGACAUGGCUGAGUUUGACGAAUUGCAAGCUCCUGCUACCGAAAACCCUCCCCCUGCCACAGAGGAAGAUCCCGCAGCAGCAUUUCUGGCUAGAGAACAAGAUCAGCUUGCAGGAAUUGAAGAUGAUGACUUCGGAAUUGGUUCAGAACCCGCACAAACCGAAACUGUCCCCGUUACCGAUACAACUCAACAGCAAAAUGACUUGGAUCCUCUUGCUGGUAUGGGUGGUGACAUGGAAAGUGAAAAGCCAGCUGAUGACAUGCAAACAAAUGGACCAUCAGACUUGUACUCUGCCAUCUCACAAGCAGACACGAGAGCAAAUGAACCAGAGAAGAUCCGUUUAUGGAGAGAAGAACAGAAAAAUAUACUUGCAAAGAAAGAUGAAGAAGCUGACAAGCUUGAAUUAGAUUGGAAAGAGUCUGCUAAGAAGGAGAUUACAGAUUGGUAUGCCAGGCAAGCUGAGCAAUUAGUCAAAGCAAAAGCAUCAAAUAGGGCGGCUGAGGAAGCGUUCAUCGAGAAACGUGAUGAGGUAACACCGGGUCAGGAAUGGGAACGCAUCGCUGGUCUUUGUGAUUUUAAUCCAAAGAACAACAAGAAUCUCAAGGACAUCACACGCUUUAGGUCAAUACUCCUUCACUUAAAGCAAUCAGGUGUUCAGCCCUCCAAAUAAAACAUAUCUAGUCUAGUCAAGAAAUAGCUGUCAACCUUUGUGGUAACUUUGUGUUUAUUAUUAUUCAGUGGAUCAUUUUUUUUUCUCUCGUUCCAACAAUUAAUUCCUAGCAGACUGCCCAGAUCACACCCUAUAAGAUGAUAACAGGAACUUCAAAGAAUAUACAUGUGAUUUAUAGGUUUUGCUUGUUGGAUUCUGUUAAUCUUUUCAGAAUAGCUGUGUCUGAUUUGUACAAAUAAGAUAAAACAGACACAAAACCAUAGCAUUUCUCUAGUGCAAUUUAUAACUUGUCAGAAUUAGAUAGAGAUACAUGCUAACAAUUAAAAAAAAUAUAUAUUUAUCUAUACCAUUUUUCUCCAGUUUUUAUGGUUUUUUCAGAAUAAGAUAUUAUUUUGUUUAGCUGCCACAUUAUUUAAAAGAUAACCAAAGAGUGUCCUGAUACUUUCCAUCAUUUUUUUAUUCAUUUACCCACAAAAAAUAACUAUUUUCUAGUCCUUCCAGGAUGAUGGUUGGGGGAUAUUU